Trichomonas vaginalis G3 is the source of this 1260-nucleotide messenger RNA. Its product is annotated as WD40 repeat-like family. The record is from RefSeq and is a predicted model, not a curated record. Gene Ontology annotation, molecular function: protein binding. The transcript has a single exon. Bases 1 to 1260 code for a protein of 419 amino acids. Lineage: Eukaryota; Parabasalia; Trichomonadida; Trichomonadidae.
AUGGGAUUAUUUAACUCUAUUCCUAAGCGUAUUAAAGAACUUCAUUUUUCAAAAGAUCUUUCAACUCUAUUCAACUCAGCUAGGAUUAGGAGUGAUUUCCCAUAUACAAUAUUUUAUUUAGGAAAUACAACCUGUUAUAAAGCAGAACCAGCAUCAGAUUUACCAUUUUAUUUCUUAGUAACGAAAGAAAACGAGGUGCAUGCAUUAACAUACGAUAUUUCUGUUCCAAUGUCUCAUCAUUCGUUACAAAUUGAAGAAGAAGUCAUUCAUGUCGCAAAAUUGCAAAAUAGUAUUCACGCACUUACACUUAAAUCAGGUAAAAUAGCAGUUAUUACAAAUUAUGCAGACAAAUUCGAAAGAAAAGAUUAUUUCGUUAAAAACGCAUAUAUUUCACUUCCUUUAGAUGAAACUCAAUUCCUUUCAGUUGGAACUGACUACUCGAUUGUGCGAGUUCCUUUUUCAGGCGAAAUUUCCUACGCAAUGCAACCAAUUCGAAAUAUCUCAGAGCCACCGAUAGAUGCUCUAGUUGUUCCUACAAAUCCUCAACUAGUGGCCCUAAUAUCAGAUAAAAUCUUAAUCGUUUGUUCUUUGGGACAUUAUGGAGUUACAACUUACCCAAAUCUUGGCGAAGGGUUUGUUAAACUCGGCGUAAUUAAUCCAAACUCACUACUCGUACUCGCCGACAAAGGAAAAUGCAUCUAUUUUAUUAAAUUAACAAUUGAAGGCAAACUUGAAGGCGAAAAGACCAAAAUACCACCAAGCGGGUUCCCAGAACCGAUGACAAUGUUCGAAACCCACGACAGAACGUUCUCAGACCCUCCAAUGAAAGGUAAUGUUUCACUUGCUUAUUUAUGCAACGGAAAAUCAAUUACGUGCAUCGAUUCCAACAUGUUUUUCAUGCAAUACCAGCUACCAGAAGACAAGACAGCUACUCACAUCUUCCAAUUGAACUCAAUUCCACAUAAUAUUUUGUUGGUUGCUUGUAAUGAUGGCAGUGUUAUACUUAUAAGGCUCUCGCAGGAUAGAGGUGCCAAUACUGUUGGUUCUUUCUACCAUUACGAGCUUCAGAACCUUCACAACGCGCCAAUAAAAUACAUUCACUCAGCAAUUCCAAUUAUGUUCAUGACAAUAGACGAAAACAACAAAACUGUUGCAUGGGAAAGCUUCCCCAACUGGUGGUGGGCUCCAAACUACUUUGACAUGUUCAAAGGCGUUAUUAACGAGGGAGAGAGCAAUGACAGCAUGGCAGAUACUGUUUAA